AUGUCAAAUGAAGUAUGUCUUUUUUUUAGUUUAAAAAUUUUCAUGACAUUAUUCGUAUACUAACGAUUUGUCUUUUAGUUAAAUCAUAAAUCACAGAAUAAUUUUGAAUUAGAGUUAAAUCCUUUUGAAAGAAGUUUUGCAAAUGGUGAUUCUUCUAGUCAUACUAGUCAAAAUUCAACUACUACGCCAUUUUUACAAAAGGGAAUUACUCCACCUGUAUUUUCGCCUGGCGGAAGAAGAUUACCUCCAUUAGGAGAAAAUGGAACACCUCCUAUCAUGUGGUUAAAUCAUGCUAAUCAGCUUAAGAAAACAGGUUUGACACCCAAUGAAUCAAAUAUUAGAAGUGGUCUCACACCUGGCGGUUUUUUCAAUCUAGGAGCUAUAACACCUGGUUUAUCAAGCUUAUUAGGUUUACCUACUGGUAGUAAUAAUUUGAAUUUGAAUAAUUUAAAGCCUACUAAUCAUCUACCAUCUCAACAACCACAACCACAACAACAACCACAACAACAACCACAACAACAACAACAUCAGCUUCAACAACAACAAAUACCUCCAGUACAAUCUCAACCUAUAAUAAAUCAGUUACCACUGUCUUUACAUCAAAUGAACGGUCAAGUUCAACCAUCUCAAGUACAGCCAACGCAACAACCACACCAAUUACAACAACAAUUAUCACAUUCAUCAAAUACAACGUCGACAUCAAGUACUGAAAAUAUACCUAUAAUCAAACAUGAAUCACCAUUAACUAAUGAUAUACCGAAUUCAGGUUUGCUAGGUAAAAGAAAAAGAUCUAUUUCUAGCUCAGGAACUAAAAAGGCAAAAAAGAGUAAGGUCAAAGAAGAGACGCAGCCAUUAUUAGAUUCAACGAAGUCAAAGAAUUCCAAUAAUAGCACGAAUUCAUCUAUUUCAACAGCUACUACUUCUUCAACUGGUAAGAAAAGUAAGAAAAAUUCAGUUUCAGAUGAGGAAAAGAGACGAAAUUUUCUUGAACGUAAUAGAGUUGCAGCUUCAAAAUGUCGUCAACGUAAAAAACAAUUGGUUCAAAAAAUGGAAGAUGAAUUGAAUUUUUACUCUUCUGGAUAUAGAGAAUUAUCAGCUCAAGUGGGUGAAUUAAGAAAGCAAUUGAUGAAUGUUCAGAAUGUUUUAAUUAAUCAUAAAGGAUGUAAUUUAUUAUUACAACAAGUUGGAGGACUAGAGGCAAUAAAUCAAAUCAUACAGAGAGCUAGUUCAGCUAUAGAUUUAACUCAAGACGCUCAAAAUAAUGUAACAUCAAUACCAUCGACAAUCCCAACUCCGUUGAAUAAUAAUCUAGAUAGCAACAAUAACCAACAACCAAUAGUUCGUCCUGGAACUGGUACUAUACCGCCAAUGAAUCAACAACAAAAUACUAGCUCCAAUUCACAUGUUACGACACCAAACCUUUAUCAACAAGUUCCAACGAAUAUUUCAUCACAUCAUAGUUUGAGUGAUUUGCCUCAAGCAGCUAAUGAUGCCAUAAUUUUGAAUAACAAUAAUGGAAAUUUCACUCACUGUAAUCAUAAUGAUUUAAGAGUUAUAAAUAGUAUGUCAAAUUUAUCAGCAAUGAAUCAAAGGCAAUUUGAAUAG
This is a messenger RNA of Insectozyma verbasci, 1605 nucleotides long. Lineage: Eukaryota; Fungi; Ascomycota; Pichiomycetes; Serinales; Debaryomycetaceae. The record is from the annotation of a GenBank genome assembly.